AAGAAAUUGCUAAUCUUAGGAUCGAAAAUACAAAAUUAAAACAAAUCAUAAAACAAAAUCGAACUACUAACAAUGCUUCACAGUCUCCAGUUUCCCUGGCAUUAUCAGUAAUUUCACAAAUGCCUAUUCCAUCACCUAUUAAUACUCACUCUGAUGAAGAUAAUAGUACCAAUUCU
Messenger RNA from Dentiscutata erythropus, 176 nucleotides. The record is from the annotation of a GenBank genome assembly. NCBI's taxonomy places the organism in Eukaryota, Fungi, Glomeromycota, Glomeromycetes, Diversisporales, Gigasporaceae.